This is a messenger RNA of Zingiber officinale, 1206 nucleotides long. RefSeq lists its product as uncharacterized. Lineage: Eukaryota; Viridiplantae; Streptophyta; Magnoliopsida; Zingiberales; Zingiberaceae. The coding region runs from base 1 to 1206 and encodes 401 amino acids. Gene Ontology annotation, molecular function: nucleic acid binding; zinc ion binding. The record is from RefSeq and is a predicted model, not a curated record. The transcript has a single exon.
AUGUCUUUCAACAAAGGUCCACCUAUUCUGGAUGGAAAGAAUUAUUUCUCAUGGAUCAUCAAGAUUGAGUCAUACAUGCGUGCUCAGGACUUGUGGUAUACAGUAGAAGAAGAAGACCUACCAGUACCCGGAGAAGAUGCAAGGGAGGAUGAAAAACUUCGCUACAAAAAUCACACCAUCAACAAACACAAAGCUGCUUCUCUUCUGCAUGAUGCUUUAACUGAGAGCAUGUUUACCAAAAUUGCAAACUGCAACACACCAAAGAAGAUAUUUGAUCGUUUGAAGGCCAUUCAUGAAGGUGGUGAUCAGAUUCAGAAAAUCCAUAUUCGAAACCGUAUCUCAGAUUUUGAAGCAAAUCAGAUGAGUUACAAGGAGACUGUUCAAGAUUACUAUGACCGCACAAUCGAAAUAGUAAAUGAGAUCCGAGCUCUUGGUGGGGAAUUACCUGAAGAAAAGGUUGUAGAAAAGGCGACUAUGAGUCUCCCGAAUAAAUUUGAGGCAAAGUUGUGCGCAUUAGAAGAAACUGACAAACUGAAACAAAUCACUUUUCUAGAACUUAUCAGUGCUUUGCAAGCUUCUGAAAAACGAAUGCAAAUCAUACCCCCAGAGGUUGAGGGUGUGCACGAGAAAACCGAAGUCUUAUUAUCUGCAGAAAAUCUUGAUCUCAGCAAUUUAGCAAUCAGCAGAGGAGCAUCAAAUUUGCAGGCUCCAAGCCAGGGAGGUUAUGUGCAGCAAAAUCCACUGAAAAAAGGGGGAAAUGGUAAAGAAAUCUACGAACCUUGCCCCCACUGUAAGAAGACAAACCACCGAGCUCAAUUCUGUUUCUACCAUCCUAAAGCUAUUUGCAAAAACUGUGGGGAAACAGGGCAUGUUGAAAGAGUCUGUAUACACAAAAAUAGGGCGAAAGAACACGUAAAUUUGGUUGAUCUUUCUUUGUUUGACGAAGAAUGCAACUUAGAAAUAGCAUUCUGCACUGAAACCUCACCUGAUUCUGUGGAAAUAACAUACUCUGUUGAUGAAACUACCACACAAUCGAUAAAAGGUUGGAUUCUUGACAGUGGGUGUUCUCACCACAUGUGUUGUGACAGAACGUUACUCUUCAAUUUUAGAACUCAAAAAGGAAGAGCUGUGAGGUCAGCUACAGGGCACACCACUCCAGUACUGGGUGUUGGCAGCAUAUACUUAUCUAGAUGGAAGAAGCCAUGA